Molecule: messenger RNA, 724 nt
Organism: Tupaia belangeri chinensis (Chinese tree shrew)
Lineage: Eukaryota; Metazoa; Chordata; Mammalia; Scandentia; Tupaiidae
Gene: PLGRKT
Product: plasminogen receptor with a C-terminal lysine
Exons: 5
Coding region: 153-596 (147 amino acids)
Biological process (GO): positive regulation of plasminogen activation
Cellular component (GO): plasma membrane
Source: RefSeq, a predicted model, not a curated record
UCGUAAUACGCUAUCAGGGCCAACUAAUCCUGAGUCUGGGGAGGGGGGAGAGCAAGGCCUGGUCCCUAUCGCGGUCCUAGUGAGCCCUGGUCUGGAGGCCUCCUCUGCGAUCACCUUGGCCCUGCGCUUCCGCAGUCCGCUGCCCAGUCAAGAUGGGAUUUAUAUUUUCAAAAUCUAUGAAUGAAAACAUGAAAAAUCAACAGGAGUUCAUGCUUAUGAAUGCUCGACUUCAGCUGGAAAGGCAACUAAUGAUGCAAAAUGAAAUGAGAGAAAGACAAAUGGCUAUGCAGAUUGCUUGGUCUCGGGAAUUCCUCAAAUAUUUUGGAACUUUUUUUGGUAUUGCAGCCAUCUCUUUAACAGCUGGAGCAAUAAAAAAAAAGAAUCCAGCUUUCUUCUUUCCUAUUGUUCCAUUAAGCUUUAUCCUCACCUACCAGUAUGACUUGGGCUAUGGAACCCUUCUACCAAGAAUGAAAAGUGAAGCUGAGGACAUACUGGAAACAGAAAAGAGUAAAUUGGAGCUACCAAGAGGAAUGAUCACGUUUGAAAGUCUUGAAAAAGCCAGAAGGGAACAGAGUAAAUUCUUCGUAGACAAGUGAAAUUACAUUACCCACCAACUCUCAAAGCACAGAACUAUUGGUCUGAAUCAUGGCUUUUACAAUUUUGUAAAUGGUUAAGAUUUUGAUAUAAUGAUUUUAUAUUAAAAUGCAAGAUGAAUUUUGCUGAA